Mitosporidium daphniae is the source of this 357-nucleotide messenger RNA. RefSeq lists its product as uncharacterized. The record is from RefSeq and is a predicted model, not a curated record. The transcript has 2 exons. NCBI's taxonomy places the organism in Eukaryota, Fungi, Microsporidia. The coding region runs from base 1 to 357 and encodes 118 amino acids.
AUGGUAUUUGGUUGGAUAAUAACGUUCUCUAGUAAAGGAUGCCCUGUUCGCGCCAGAAUACACGGUCAUAGCCAAGUAUCAAUCAUUGGUCAUCGGUGCGGGUUUGAUCUCGUCUUCCGGAUAUCUUUCGCAUUUGAUCGUCCAUCCAGACUGGCAAAGGGUAGGCGUUGGGGCAACCAUUCUGAGUGUCCCGAAACCGACAUCACGCUCCAUGUGUUUGUAAAUAACCCUGCAUUGAUACUAUAUAACCGGUUUGGAUUUAAGGGCGAAUCGUUUCUUGUAAAUUUUUAUGACAAGUAUCUUCCGCCAGAUAGUCCAUUCUCAAAACACGCCCUAUUUCUCAGGCUAAGGCAAUAA